CCCUUCAUCUCUUUUUCUUUCAUUUGAUAUGACAAAAACUGACUUUGGUAAAAAGUUCCGCAAAGACUUUUCUUUUGAAGCCGAUUACGUGCCUAUUAAUCAUGGAUCGUAUGGCACUUAUCCUAAUGUCAUCAAGCCUGUGAUGAGAGAAUUCCAAGAUAAAGCCGAGCAACAUCCUGAUCGCUGGAGCAGAUUUGAAUCUAAAGAAAUUAUCAAGUCCAAUCUUAAGCGAUUGUCCAAACUUGUACAUUGUGAUGAUUCUGACCUUAUUUUUGUGCCUAAUGCUUCCAGUGGUGUCAACACUGUUCUCAGAAGCUUCCCUUUUAAGAAAGGCGACAAAAUCCUUCAUUAUCAAACUGUCUACGCUUCUGUCGACAAAACUUUGGCCUUUUUGAAAGAUCACUAUCAAGUAGAAUUGGUCCGAAUCCAUCUUAAUUAUCCUCUCGAAGAUGCUGAAAUUAUUCAGCUAACAAAAGAAGCAAUUGACCAGGAACACGCUAAGGGCAAUGGCAAAAUUCGUAUGGCUGUUUUUGAUGCUUUAUCUUCUCUUCCUGGUGUUCGCUUUCCUUUCGAGGCCGUCAAUAGCCUUGUUCAAGAAAAUGGCAUUUUAAGUUUAAUUGAUGGUGCCCAUGCUAUUGGACAAGUGAGCUUAAAUUUGACAGAAUUAAACCCUGAUUAUUUUAUUACGAAUUGUCACAAAUGGUUGUAUUCCCCCCGUGGAUGUGCUAUCUUGUAUGCACCCAAGCGUAACCAAGGUUUUAUUCAUCCUACAACUAUUAAUGCUGCUUACAAGUUCCAUGCCGAUAGUGCUGAGCAUUCUAGCUUUGCUCAAGAGAAUGCUCCCAACACCAUCGAUACUGCACCCUAUUUAUGUAUUGAUGCAGCUUUAAACUAUCGCGAAUCUAUCGGAGGAGAAGAAGCUAUUUGUAAAUAUACCCAUGAUAUCGCUGUGAAGGGUGGUGCGCUUGUUGCUAAAUUAUUGGGCACGCAGGUGAUGGAAAAUUCUACAAAGACUUUGACAGCCAACAUGGUCAAUAUUGAAUUACCCGCCUUCAAAACUUCCAAAACGGAUCCUGAAAUUAUGGCGUUCUUCUUGAACAAGUCCAUCUACGAGAAGCACACUAUGCUUUCUAUCUACAAGAAUAACAGUAAAUGGUGGGUUAGAUUAUGUGGACAAAUCUAUGUUGAUUUAGAUGAUUUCCAAAAGGCUGGAGAAGCUGUCUUAGCUAUUAUCAAAGAAAUCGAUGAGCAAUAA
Messenger RNA from Mucor mucedo, 1255 nucleotides. Its product is annotated as pyridoxal phosphate-dependent transferase. The record is from RefSeq and is a predicted model, not a curated record. Bases 29 to 1255 code for a protein of 408 amino acids. The transcript has 3 exons. NCBI's taxonomy places the organism in Eukaryota, Fungi, Mucoromycota, Mucoromycetes, Mucorales, Mucoraceae.